CCCAUAAGAAAAAAGAACUCACCAAAAUGAAAAACUUUGCAUUACUGUGUUUUCUUUUCAUUGUCAUUGCCUCAUCUGAGGUACGCUUCUGCCGAGCGGACGCCUCCCCCGAUGCAGUCCUCGACACCGAUGGAAAGAAGCUUCGAGCCGGUGAUCAAUAUUACAUUCUCUCAGUUUACAGCAGAAACAGUGGCGGAUUAAGCAUCGGCGGUAUCUACGGAUACGAAAAAUGUCCCAUCAACAUCCUCCCCGAAUCUUACGAUUAUUUAGACGGUCUUCCGGCGACGUUUUCCCCCGUAAACCCUAAGAAAGGUGUGGUCCGAGUUUCUACCGAUUUGAACAUCGAAUUCGAGGCGAGCACUAGGUGUGGAAUAUCGACCGUGUGGAAAGUAGGUAAGUUUGAUCAAUACUUGAAGCAGUAUUUUGUGACGAUGGGCGGAACGAAAGGGAAUCCGGGGCGGGAAACGAUCGGAAAUUGGUUCAAAGUGGAGAAGCAUGGUAAGAACUAUAAGUUCGUGUAUUGUCCAACAGUUUGUAAGUAUUGCAAAGUGAUGUGCAAAGAUGUGGGAUUAUUUUACAAGAAUGGAAGAAGGAUUUUUGCUUUGAAUGAUGCUCCAUUCCCUGUUAUGUUCAAGAAAGUUCGAACUUGAAGCUGAUGAAUCAUGAUGAUGAGAGGGAAAUUAAGGACUAAAAUUUCUCUCUAUUAUGUAUCCAAUGUAAUAAUAAAUAAAUUGUUGUAAUCCUCUUUAUCGAAAUAAAAGUUUAGUUAUUAUAUAUAUAUAUAUAUAUA
Messenger RNA from Cucumis melo (muskmelon), 790 nucleotides. RefSeq names its product kunitz trypsin inhibitor 5. The transcript has a single exon. Lineage: Eukaryota; Viridiplantae; Streptophyta; Magnoliopsida; Cucurbitales; Cucurbitaceae. The coding region runs from base 27 to 650 and encodes 207 amino acids. The record is from RefSeq and is a predicted model, not a curated record. Gene Ontology annotation, molecular function: endopeptidase inhibitor activity.